Molecule: messenger RNA, 4272 nt
Organism: Pristis pectinata (smalltooth sawfish)
Lineage: Eukaryota; Metazoa; Chordata; Chondrichthyes; Rhinopristiformes; Pristidae
Gene: il17rd
Product: interleukin 17 receptor D
Exons: 11
Coding region: 20-2050 (676 amino acids)
Molecular function (GO): interleukin-17 receptor activity
Source: RefSeq, a predicted model, not a curated record
UGUUGCUGGGAGCGGGACCAUGGCAGCUUGGAGGAAAGUUUGUGUUUUCCUCCUAACUUUGUGCACUGUUUUCGACCGCGGGAUCAAGGUGGCUGGCGCCAGAUCCAGACAGCGGGGCUCGUUGAUCUGUCCUUCAAAGGAUAAUGGAAGAACACCUGCAGGCUUCCGAUAUGAAGACUGUUCAGCAAUUGGCAAUCUGAAAGGGGAACAUCCAAUUGACAGAGUCAGAAACUUCUGUUUCAGCCAAUUUGUGCAAGGUGACCAGGUUGCAGUAAGAUUUCAAUGGAGUCCAAGCCCAUUGGGUAUUGAAUACAUCAGAGGCUUCAAGAUAAUUCUUCAAGAAGCUAAGUCGGUUGGUGCUGAAAAAUCAUGUCAGGCAUUGGUUUUAGAAGAAAGAAAUCAACUCGCAUAUUUUAAUAAAACUCUUGUUUUGAGGUCCCAUCCAUUUCGAAGUUUGAAGUUUAAAACACAAUAUAAUGUGACAAUUUUACCGUUUCCAAAUCUUCAGGAAGAAAAUAACACUUUUCAGUUUGAGGUUGAAUGCUGGUCUCCAAAGAAUCUAGAUGUCAACCAGCCAUACCUAUCUACAAACUUAAAUGCUACUUUUGACUUGGCUCCUUCCAUUUUUGGAUUUAAAGCCUAUCACAUACGCUGUAAGAUGAACACUGGUUUCCAUAAAGACAAAAAUAUUUUUGUGGUGACGGAUUCCAGCAAUACCACCGGAAAACAGGUCAAUUUUACAGUGAGGCCAGUGCACUUCCCUUGGGCUGGUCCAAUCCGAGCGAUUGCCAUCACUGUUCCAUUAGUGAUUGUGUCUGCAAUUAUCACGCUCUUCACAGUUGUCUGUUGUAAGAAACAGCAAAAUCCAGUAUAUUCGGAACUGGAUGAGGAGAAUUCAGAGUCAUCUCCUUCUCCACGGUCUAGGCCAAAGGUUUUCAUUUGUUAUUCUAGUAAAGACUGUCAGAAACACCUCAGCGUCGUUCAGUGUUUUGCAUUCUUCUUACAGGACUUCUGUGGCUGUGAGGUUGCAUUGGAUUUAUGGGAACAACUGGAAAUCUGCAAGGAGGGGCAAAUGGACUGGCUCAGUCAACAGAUUAUGGAAUCCCAUUACAUCAUUGUUAUUUGCUCAAAGGGAAUGAAAUUCUUUGUUGAAAAGAAGCAACAUAAACAUAAAGGUGGGUCUAGAGUUGGUGGGCAAGAACUUUUCAUUGUUGCUGUUUCCAUGAUAGCAGAGAGACUGCGGCAGGCAAGAUUACAUUCAGGCAAUCCCUCAAAAUUCAUUGCAGUCUACUUUGACUACUCCUGCGAAGCAGACAUUCCUGGCAUCCUAGAUUUGGCAUGUAAAUACAAACUGAUGGAUCAUUUCCCUCAGCUCUAUUCUCACUUACAUGCUCGAGAUCACAACCACCCGGAACAGGACUCGUGUGAAGUGAAUGUUCGCAAAAGCAACUACUUUAGAACUAAAUCAGGGCGUUCUCUGUACAUAGCCAUAUCUAAUAUGAAACAACUUAUUGAACAAGAGCCUAACUGGUUUGAGAAGCAGCUGGUGUCAGGCCUUCCUCUGCUCCCUCGUCACCAAGGACCAAUUAGAGCUGACUCUGGACUUGUUCUGAAUGAGGUAGUUUUUAAACAGCAGAUAACUGACCAUGAUUUUCGCUUGAAAACUAUUGCCGACAUCACUCCAGUCAAUUCAGUGUCCUAUUCAAUAAUUCAACAUUUGAGCAUUACUGAGGACGCGGACGAUUCUGACCAUCAAGAUGUCAGUUCUUUGCGGAGACCUUUGCCACGGAUGGUGGCAGCUGUAAACCUCCCAGAAAUGCCCCGUGACUCUGGAAUAUAUGACUCUUCCAUUCCUUCAUCAGAACUCUCAUUGCCUUUAAUGGAUGGCCUAUCUUCAGACCAGGCAGAAACUGGCUCCAUUGCAGACAGCGUCUCCUCAUCCUCGGGGUUAGGGGAAGAUGAUCCACCUGUUCUCCCAACAAAGUCAACAGUAUCUGGACUGUGUAAGAUAGAAGCUGACAGACGUGUACAUGGUGCAGUAACCCUAUAACAUUAUGCAUGAUAGGGGAUGCAUUGCCACUUUACCUCUUCAACUUUACAUCCAUUAACAAACCCUGCAUUUGCAAUUUUUCAACCACAUCAUAAUCCUAGUGUGUGGAAAAAGUUGAGACCUCUGUAUAUUUAACUCACUACGAUAUUAAAAAAAUCUUAUUGGGCAUUGAACAAAUGUCAUUGUUUAAAUGCACUGUUCUUUCAGCCUGAAUGGGAUCAGAGUUUGAUCACAAAGUUUAAAAUAUCUUUGUAUUGACUCUAAUAUGAUGCUUUUAAAUGCAUAAUAAGUGAUAUUUAAUUCUAUAUAUUGAUUGGGCCAUCAUGUAUCUUAAUAUAUUGAUCAUUGUGAUCAAUGGAAAACCACAUGUUUAAUUGAUGGUUUUUGUUUGUCACUAUUUAAACCUGCUUCUCAAGAUAAAAUACAUGACAUCUUAGAGAAUAAAACAAUGACAAGUUUUGUACAAUCUCUUAUAUUGAUUUGACAAUGCCUAUGAGGUGGAGGCUAGAUUUAACAGAUAGGUUUAGAUCAGCAUUGGACACAUACAUAGUUACAGAUAAGGUAUUGCAGAUAAUUGCACUACUGUGCCUGCUGGGGAAGAUGUAAUUGUAAUUUUAGUUGGAACAAUAAUUUUAAAAAAAACUGCCUUUAAUUGAUCUUAUGCUCAAAUCUAUAUUCUGAUUUGACAUUCAAAUCUAAUACAUUUUGAACUUCAUACAGUUUUACAAUGUUUGAUGUGGUUUACGGCUAAACAGAAUGAAGUUUAGACUUUAGCAAAUGUUUAUUGUAGAAUUUUAAGUUGAAUGAUUGUAAAUAGUUUUCAGAUGUGUAAUGUGUAACCCCCAAAUCCAUUUAAAGGGGCAGUUCUUUGUACGUGGAUGUUAGCCAUUCAAAAAUGUGUUAUAAUGACUGAAUUAUAUUGGAGAUUCCAAUCUCCAAUAUAAUUCAGCCACAACACUUUUCUGUUGCUGCCUCCAAAUAAACUCCACUCCCCAUUUCAAAUCCACUGUUCUGUGCAUCAAGAGGUAGGGAUGGCUGUUUGAUUGGCAUUAACAGUGAGGAACUUGGAGUUUUUUAUGUACCAGAAAAAAAAUUCCCUUUUGUAACAAUGACAAUGCACAUUUUCAUUUGAAGUCCCACAAUUCAAAAAUGGGGAAUUCAUUACCAGGUUUAUCCUUUAACAUAAAUAGCUUUUUGCUGUUUGCCUUUAAUAUUUGUUUUCCAAGGAAAGUUGUAUUUUGUAAUGGAUUAAUUGAUAAAUUAACAAAUGAAGUUCAUGUAGUAAUGAUUUAUUCUAAAUUACCAGCACUAGUUGUGACAGUCAAUAUACCACAAUGUCAUCUGAAUAAUGCAAUUUAUAUUUUGGAAGAAUAACUACUAAUUUGGAGAAUCAUUUUAUUUUACUUUAGAAUGAAAUGCCUUUUUUAAUGGUUAAUGGUGUUAGUUUUGUGCAGUCUUGUGCCCUUUUUGUCCAUGUUCUGAUAUCUGGGGUACAUUUGUACGGAUACUGGGUACUUAUUCCACUGUGGCCUAUCCCAGCUGAAGUUAACCCACAUUUGCUCUUCCAGCAGUUACCACUACAAAGACAAGGAGUGGUUACAAGAACUGAGUGUUUUUUUUUCUCUUCAUUACCCAAGUCCUGUCCACCAGCCACUUAAUACAAACUGGAGAUCAGAUCUGGUCCUAACUACAGAGACUCCUUGAGAUAUUGCAAUACCAUGUUUAUUAAAGAAGUGACAUAACACAAUAUUUAAAUACAUUUUCAGAUAGUGAAAUUUUUAAGGACCAAAGUUUUUUAGUGUAGGUCUGCAAUGAAUCUAGAAGAAAUUUUGUAGGAGCUGGGAUUUUUCUUUUUGUCUUCAUUAUGUUGACAUUCUGAGGGAUGGGUUCACUACUGUAUUAUACUUAAGGUGCCUGAGGCGUCAAUACAGUAAAGUGUCCUGUAGUGUUAAAAAUCAUUUUGUAUUGUAAGAAUUAUGAACAAUGCAAUGUCGUUGCUUCUAUAAAUCAAUAAGCAGAUGUCUUGCUUCGUUAAUUUCCGCAUGGCAUUAUUUAAUAUAUCUUCAUACUUAGUUUUUGCAGACUAUCUUUUGUUAUUACAAAAGACCUUGUAGAGUGCCUUUUAUAAACUUCAAAUUACCUGAUGCAUUUUGUAUUUUAUGAGCUAUAAAUUAAGCUGAGUGAGAGAAUUUUCUUCCUUUGUCUUUUUGUACUGAAGUCUU